This is a messenger RNA of Ruditapes philippinarum (Manila clam), 1387 nucleotides long. Its product is annotated as homeobox protein GBX-2-like. Lineage: Eukaryota; Metazoa; Mollusca; Bivalvia; Venerida; Veneridae. The record is from RefSeq and is a predicted model, not a curated record. Gene Ontology annotation, biological process: regulation of nervous system development; regulation of transcription by RNA polymerase II. The transcript has 2 exons. Gene Ontology annotation, cellular component: nucleus. The coding region runs from base 404 to 1387 and encodes 327 amino acids. Gene Ontology annotation, molecular function: RNA polymerase II transcription regulatory region sequence-specific DNA binding; DNA-binding transcription factor activity, RNA polymerase II-specific.
GGAUCAGUUUCAUUAAGUACCACCCUAUGUAAGUUGAUGGUAGGAAUGAUCACUUUGUUUACACUAACAUUCUACCAACAAGCGAUUUUUACAAUUCGCUCACUCCACGCGUUUGUUUGUAAUGCGAUAGCCUUGCAUAGAAGCUGUGCAUGACGAAUAUGUUUGUUUAAGUCGUUGCAAAAAUAUAGUGCUAAUUUAUAGAUAUCUAAGAAACAGUCGAAUAACAGAACUUCCGAAAUUCCUUUUUGUCAAGGAAAUUGUACGUACACAUCUCCAUAUAACCAGUGAAACAAAUUGCGGCAAUUAGAUGUAACUGACUUAUAUUUAGCAACUUAUAAACGUCGUGGCUAUGUGGUAUAUAAAUUUGGAUUUAUUAAAGUGCUAUUUUCGCUAUUAAAACACAAUGAAUCACAGAGGGUCUAAUUCGUUUUCUAUAGAUUCACUGAUAUCAUCACCGUUUACAUCUAGAUAUGGUUCGAUGAUGUAUAACAGUGGCUACGUGUUCAUGCCACCGGUGAGCUCGACGGUACUUCCGUACGCACAAGCGUCCUAUGGUUUUCCUUUGGGUUCACGUACGACAUAUCCAGGACAUUAUCAUAGUGCAUUUAGUGGUUCCGUAAUGGGAAAUUACGGACGGGCAGACAUUCCACUUUCAACAUUCAAUGACUUUAUGAAUAAACCAAAGAAAAUGGCCCGAGAGAGUCCGACUGAAGUUGUGUCCGACGACAACGAUGAAGGGGAUGAUUCACAUCCGAAAGAUUUACGAGUGGCAGCAAAUUGCCAAAAAGAAGACGAGCUCGCAAUGCAAGACGAAAAUGACAAUGAUGACGUCAUGAGUGACAAUUCAAUAGCAGAAGAUACAAUGCUAGACACGACUAAUGAAGAUGAUAGAGACAUCACAAGGUCAGACGACGAAGAAGAGGACAAUGAAAAUUCAAACAGUAAUCGGCUCAAAUCAAAACUCACAAGUGACACUGAAGAUGCCGGAAAAGUAACGCUUCCGUCUGGGAAAACCAGACGGCGUAGAACGGCUUUUACUUCUGAACAACUCUUAGAACUAGAAAAGGAAUUCCACAGUAAAAAGUAUUUAUCUUUAACUGAACGUUCUCAGAUUGCGCAUGCGCUUAAAUUAAGUGAAGUUCAGGUAAAAAUUUGGUUUCAAAAUAGGAGAGCGAAAUGGAAAAGAGUAAAAGCUGGACUGGUACACGGACGAACAACUUCGGAUAAUAUGAAUAAACCAAAAAUAGUUGUCCCUAUUCCAGUGAAACCUGAAAAAAUUGGCGUUUCCCUAGUCAACCCCCAAGAAAUUUACAAAAAAAAUGCCCCAAAUUUUUACCCACUAAAACCCCAAUUUCACAAUUUUAAAUUUACAAGUUUUCAAGAUUGA